Paramecium tetraurelia is the source of this 618-nucleotide messenger RNA. RefSeq lists its product as uncharacterized. NCBI's taxonomy places the organism in Eukaryota, Ciliophora, Oligohymenophorea, Peniculida, Parameciidae. The transcript is spliced from 2 exons. The record is from RefSeq and is a predicted model, not a curated record.
AUGUUGUAUUCUUAAAAUCCAUAUUACUACUUUCCAUUCUACUAGCCUUAAGUAGUAUAUCCAGUGUAUUAUUUCUCAGCCUAAGCCUCAAAUCAAUAAGAACCUAUAAUCGAACCAUCCUUGAUUACAAACAAUGAUAACCAUCCAAACCAUAUUCAACAAUCUAAUCAUGAUACAGAGGAACUGAUAAUUGAAAAGAAUACCAAUAGUUAGGACACAAAAAACGAGUCUAAAAGAGAAAGAGAAAUAAUAAAUAAGAAAUAGAAAAAAAAUACUAAAACUCCCUAAGUCUUGGACUCAACUAAUCUCCAUAAGAAUUUUACAAAGGCUCUUAUAGCCUACGCAAUCAAACAGCAAUUCAUAAUAUAUAAAUUAUUGGGAGAAGCCAAAGGACAAGAAUUUCUUGAAUUGAUGCACACUAUCAAGAAUAAGCUCUGUAACCUCACUCACAUCCUCUAAAUGACUAAAAACGAUGAAUUCUUAAAGGCUUUUAGGACUUUGGGACUUAUUUUCCUCAAAAAAGAGUCGGUUCCCUAUAUCUACAAUUCCAAAAUUCAACAAAAAACUAGUCAUUUGAAGCAUAAAGUCAUCAUAAAGAAAGCUCUGCUAUAAAUUUGA